AAUUAUGUUAGUAGACAGCAGCAAGAAAAUUCGUAGAAAGACGAAGGGAUAAUUCUACGAUCUAGAUCAGCUCGUUCGGUCCCGCAAACUGCGCAACAAACGAACGAACGAAAGUAUUUAUCGUAGAUUUCACUGGCUCCUCCUACUUCCGGUUGUGACAUCACACAGGUUCCUCUGAUGCAGCAGCACAGUGGAGAAGCCAUGGAGGAACACAGUAGCACAAGAAAGCCUACCUAUGAGGAAGACAGUGGAAGGAGAAAGUUUACUGCUGAGGAAGACAGUGGAAGGAGAAAGGAGGAAGACAGUGCAAGGAGAAAGUUUACUGCUGAGGAAGACAGUGGAAGGAGAAAGGAGGAAGACAGUGCAAGGAGAAAGUUUACUGCUGAGGAAGACAGUGCAAGGAGAAAGGCUACUGCUAUGUCCAAACAGGAGAUGGUGUACAUGGUGUCCAUCCUGGAAAAAAAAGAUUAUGACUGCAAAGAGGCAAAGUAUUCAAGGCCGAAUACAAGGAAAAAUAAUAUCUUGGACAUAGUCAUCCAAGGGCUUCACAAGAAGUUUGGAGUAACCAGAUCAAAAGACCAGCUUCGUAAAAGAUGGUCAGAUUUGAAGUUGAGAGAGCGAGAACAACUUCUAAGCAUUAGAAGGAUAAUUAAAAAAAAACAAAAGCGUAAAAAGUUGCUUUGGACCAGAAAAUAUUCUAGAGGAAGUGCCUCUUCUUCUGUGGGCAAGCCUGAUCCACCAGAGUCAGAGGAUUGUGAGAAGGAUGACAGGGAGGAGAAUAAUGACUCGGAUGACACUGUGACCAUUGAUCCACUUGAGCAGUCCAAAACCUAUGCAACCUCUGAUGCAACAGAAAAUCCAGUGGAAGAGUUGAGUGACACAUCUCCUAGCAGCCCAUGCAUUCUAUUAACCAGUACAGAAGAAUACAUUGCACCACAAAAACUACUGUAUCUUUAUACAGAGGGACAGCCAGAUGUUCAAAUUUCAGAAGAGUUUUCCAUUGCAGCAGCAACCAAGAACUCUGAUCCAAAAAAAGAACAAAAUAUCUUAGGGGAUAUUGAAAAAUGCAAGCAAAUCUUGGCAAACAUUAAAAAAUCUGUAAAUUCAUUAGAAACAACACUUGAGAACAUAUGCAAAAAAGUUUCUUAUGCUGAUGAAUAAUUUGCUGUAAAAAUCUUGUGCAUUUUUUUCCCCAAGUAUGUUUAUCACAUAAUGUUUUGCAUGUGUUUCAAAUGCAACCAAUCUUUUAUUCUUUUAUUCUUUUAAUAGUGUUGAAUGCUAUAAAAAAUUGCUGCAUAGUGUAUGAACAUAAUAUGCUAUAGCACGUUGCUUGCUGCAUGUG
Molecule: messenger RNA, 1342 nt
Organism: Xenopus laevis (African clawed frog)
Lineage: Eukaryota; Metazoa; Chordata; Amphibia; Anura; Pipidae
Exons: 3
Coding region: 178-1161 (327 amino acids)
Source: RefSeq, a predicted model, not a curated record